AUGCCCUAUCUGUCCCCUUUAUUCCUUUUGACGCUUAACAAAAUCAUUGUUCAGUCGGAUGCGCUAUCUUGCAAUAAAGGUGAGCGAGUGGUUGAAUCUCGAGGAAGAACAGAAUGUGUGCCGUGCGAGGAUGGAUAUUUUCAGGCAACAGCGAAAUCUAGUAGAAGCUGUAGUGCAUGUACAAGUUGUGAUGAAGAAUCAGGGAGUUUUGUCAAAGAGAACUGCACCAAGUAUACCGACACAGUAUGUGGAUGCCGUGAAGGAUUUGUUCACCACUCAAGUGAUUAUGCCAUCUGUAAAUGUGACAAAGGAUCUGGACUUAAAGAUGGAGUUUGCUCAAGAUGUGAAGAAGGAUAUUUCAGCACAGAUAUUGAUUCAUCCUGUCAAAAAUGGAAAGACUGUAAAUCCCCAGGCAUUAAAAAGGCUGGAACUGAGACCUCUGAUGUCAUCUGUAAUGAGGAGCUGAAUGGUGGUCACACCACUACAUCCCCCACGUCAAUCAACAUAUAAAGUCACCUUGGACCGAGCAGAGGCAGCUCAUUCAGUCUCUAUACUGGGAUAAGCUGCUAGCAUGUUUGCAGCCUCUCUGCUGUACAGAUGGUUAUCCUUUUUAACUCAGAAUCAAGCAAUAUAAUCACUAUUGUAGUAAAUGUCUACAA
Molecule: messenger RNA, 659 nt
Organism: Fundulus heteroclitus (mummichog)
Lineage: Eukaryota; Metazoa; Chordata; Actinopteri; Cyprinodontiformes; Fundulidae
Product: tumor necrosis factor receptor superfamily member 4-like
Exons: 6
Coding region: 1-510 (169 amino acids)
Biological process (GO): apoptotic process; immune response; regulation of cell population proliferation
Cellular component (GO): external side of plasma membrane; membrane
Molecular function (GO): transmembrane signaling receptor activity; cytokine binding
Source: RefSeq, a predicted model, not a curated record